UUUUUAUUAAAAUUUACUAUUGCACCUACGUACUGUAUUAAUAAAAAAAUAUAUAAUUAACGCUGUGUACAAUAGCGACGAAAAGUUGUUUUGUCGUUUUUCUUAAUUUUCUUCAAAGUUUUUAUUGACUACAAUAGUGUCAGUUGUAAUCAAAUUUAACAAUUUACGCAGUAACAAUUGCAUUAACACUAUACAUAAGAACGAAUUAGUCGAAUAGAUGAAAAACGCAGUAUGUAUAAAGCAAUCAAAUCGCAAAAUCACCAGACUAGUAACAAAUUCCUAGGUAUAGUCGCACCACUCGGUCCGAAUUUCAUUCCGUCUAGCAGAAGAUAUAUUAGUUCUAAUUCCCCUCAAAACCUCACUAUCUUUAUCAAUACAAACGGUCAUGCAAAAUGUAUAUUGGUAUAAAUGAGUAACCACCGCUGCAAAAAUUUUUCACUAAAAUGCCGCAUCAAUGACCUUGAUCAAGAAAUACAUUGAUCUGUCAAGGAUAGGUAUGCAGUUGCGCGAAAAAGCCAACAUGUGAUUAAAUCAACAAGAGAUCGUUAAUAAGCUAGUAAUCAAUUAACUUACAUACAAAGAAAGAACGCGGGCAGCGAAAACGAGGAAUGAGCGACAUAAAUUACCCUGACUAUUCCCGAGGAAUGUCGUGGGAAGGUGCAGCAGUGGGUGGCUACCCAACAGUUUACCGCGGCCGCGAGGUUAUAAGACCACUCGACAUACCAAAUAUUCAUCCCCUCGUUGACGACAGUCCAACUAACGACAACGAUCAGGUGGUCAAACAAUAUAUAGGACGUGGAUGCGGACUUGCCAGUUUAAUUACAGAGAAUCUUUUGAUACAUCCAUUCAUUGUACUGAGGAGGCAAUGCCAAGUCAAACCUAUUUCUAAAAAGUACCAUGUUGUACCCUUUACUCUUAUACCUAUCAUGAUACGUCUGCAUCAGACGCAAGGUUUGACUACACUAUGGAAAGGCAUCGGGUCUGUUUUACUAGUUAGAGGUUUGACAUUGGCUGUGGAAGAUUUGAUUUCAAAAAUUACACCAUGGCCAAAAGAGAUAACUCAUUUAUCAUUCAAGCAGCUUGGCCAGCAUAUCCUUUUGAAAUGUGUUUCUAUCGGAAUAGUUACACCAUUUUACUCUGCAUCGCUGGUUGAAACUGUACAGUCAGAGGUAGCCUCUGAAAGACCUGGUGUUUUGGAUGUAUUCAGAGAUGGAGUAAUUAGAUUACUUGAAGUAGGAACUAAAGGACGACUUAUUCCAAUUUAUGCAUUGCUGCCACCAACAAUUGCCUGUGGUGUUGUUAAAUACCUUUUUACUAUUUCUGUAAAAACUAUUGCGAGUCAUGUUAUGAGGACUAGACAUAAGUAUACUCAAGAAUCAAGGGGAGCGUAUAGUAGAGACUUUUUGUCAGAAUCUGCAGUGCAAGACAUUGAGUUGCAAUCAAUAUUGAUUUCUAUGUGUGCAGCUGAUAUCCUAUUUUAUCCUUUUGAAACUAUCAUUCAAAGGUUACAUCUUCAAGGCACUCGUACUAUAAUAGAUAAUUUGGAUACAGGAAGAAGUGUGACAGCUUUAUUGACAGAUUAUAGUGGCGCUGUUGAUUGUUACCAUACCAUUAUUGAAACAGAAGGUAUUCUUGGUCUGUACAAAGGUUUUGGAGCUCUUAUGAUGCAGUUUGCUAUUCAUAUUAUGGUUCUGAAGACAACAAAGUGGGUUCUUACAGAGAUUGUAGAAGCAACAAUGUUAAAACCGAACCCAAAGCCAAUAAAGCCUCCGCCAAGUUCUUACUAUAAUGAAAUUUAAAUAAGAUUUUUUUGACUUGAACUAAUGGAAUUUUUGUUAAAUGAUUUAUACUACAAAUAGUGUAAAAGCUUUACGAUUUUUUUUUAUCUUACAGAAGAAUAUUGUUAAGAAACGAUGUCGUUUUUAUGAGAGUGUUUCAGAGAAUGUAUUCUUUCUUAUCUUAAAAAUCUGUAAAUAUUUAUGAAAAAAAAAAUUCUUGGCUGGUGAUGACAUUUAUGUAAAUAGAAAUCAAUUUUAUUGAUAUCCAAGUUGCUAGUCGAAAAUUGUCUUAACGAUAUUUAUAAUGUGUGA
Molecule: messenger RNA, 2090 nt
Organism: Phymastichus coffea
Lineage: Eukaryota; Metazoa; Arthropoda; Insecta; Hymenoptera; Eulophidae
Product: mitochondrial outer membrane protein SLC25A46-like
Exons: 5
Coding region: 609-1799 (396 amino acids)
Biological process (GO): mitochondrial fission; mitochondrial membrane fission
Cellular component (GO): mitochondrial outer membrane
Source: RefSeq, a predicted model, not a curated record